Vitis vinifera (wine grape) is the source of this 1003-nucleotide messenger RNA. RefSeq names its product cytidine deaminase 1. The transcript has a single exon. NCBI's taxonomy places the organism in Eukaryota, Viridiplantae, Streptophyta, Magnoliopsida, Vitales, Vitaceae. The coding region runs from base 1 to 906 and encodes 301 amino acids. The record is from RefSeq and is a predicted model, not a curated record. Gene Ontology annotation, molecular function: cytidine deaminase activity; zinc ion binding. Gene Ontology annotation, cellular component: cytosol.
AUGGAACGGUCCAGAUUCGUGAUCGAAGCAUCGGAGGCGGAAUCGAAGGCGGAGAAGGCAGGGCUGACGGUGAUGCAACUCUUGCCGUCUCUGGUGAAUUCAGCCCAGAAGCUGGCUCGUCCACCCAUAUCCAAGUACCACGUCGGCGCCGUCGGGCUGGGAUCCAGCGGCCGGAUCUUCCUCGGCGUCAACCUCGAAUUCCCUGGCCUCCCCCUCAACCACUCCGUCCACGCCGAGCAGUUCCUCAUCACCAACCUCUCCCUCAAGGCCGAGACCCAUCUCCGCUGCCUGGCCGUCUCCGCCGCCCCCUGCGGCCAUUGCCGCCAAUUCUUCCAGGAAAUUCGCGACGCCCCAGAUAUCAAAGUCCUCAUCACCUCCUCCUCAGAUCAAGAAUUUCGUCCUUUAUCGGAGUUUCUCCCUAAUAGGUUCGGUCCCGAUGACCUCCUGGACAAGGAUACGCCGUUGCUGUUAGAGCCACAGAACAACGGAUUAUCACUUGUAAAUGCAAUCGGUUCUCAGUUGGUCAACACAGGCUGCAAUGGGGUUUGCGCCUGUGAUCAAGACUCAUUGAAAUAUGAGGCGCUUGAGGCUGCAAACAAGUCUCAUGCUCCAUACAGUGGGUGCCCAUCUGGGGUGGCACUCAUAGACUCUGAGGGCAGGGUCUACAGAGGCUCUUACAUGGAGUCUGCCGCUUAUAACCCGAGUCUGGGGCCGGUUCAGGCGGCCUUGGUCGCGUAUAUUGCAGGUGGGGGAGAUGGGUAUGAGGAGAUUGUGGGUGCAGUGUUGGUGGAGAAGGAAGAAGCACAGGUUAAACAAGAGCAGACUGCUCGGUUACUGUUGAAUUUGAUUUCACCCAAAUGUGAGUUUCGUGUCUUCUACUGCAGUUCAGCUUCUAAGAAGCCUUAGAUCGUGAUGUGAGUAAUGUAUUUACAGUCAUUUGCAAAAAGAAUUGAAUCAGAUGAAUGAAUGGAGGAUGAUAUGUUUAUCCCUCCAAUUUGAAUAA